AUGGUCCCUAGCAAUACGAACAAUCUCUGCAAUUGGAGUGCCAUAGUCUGUGACAGCACUAAUACAACAGUCUCAGAGAUAAACCUCUCCGGAGCCAAUCUUACUGGCUCACUUACGGGUUUGGACUUCACUUCUCUCCCCAGUCUCACUCGCCUGAACCUCAGUCACAAUGGUUUCAAUGGGUCAAUUCCAUCUGCUCUUGUUAACCUCUCCAAGCUCAUUUUCCUGGACUUGGGACACAACUUCUUCAAUGGAACUCUGCCUGCUGAGCUAGAUCAGCUGAAAGAGCUUCAGUAUAUGAGUUUAUACAACAACAACCUUAAUGGGACCAUUCCCUAUCAGGUCACGAAGCUCCAAAAGGUAUGGCACCUAGACUUUGGAUCAAACUACUUUGUUAAUCCUCCUGACUGGUCAAUAUAUUCAGGCAUGUCGUCCUUAACCCACCUUAGUUUAGCUCUCAAUAGAUUCACUUCUGAAUUUCCAAGCUUCAUUCUAGAGUGUCGAAAUUUGACAUUUCUAGACAUGUCCUACAAUCCGAUGAGUCUAAUACCAGAGUCAUUGUAUACCCAUCUGCAAAAGCUUGAAUACCUCGAUAUGAGCAAAUGUGAGCUAGAAGGACACUUGUCAACAAACUUGUCCAAGCUUUCCAAUCUCAAAGAAAUUCAUCUGCGUGCUAACAAGUUGACAGGUUCCAUUUUCGCAGAAAUAGGAUUAAUAUCUGGACUACAAGUUCUUGAAUUGAAUGAGAAUUUACUCGAGGGGGAAAUUCCUUCCUCUCUAGGCCAGCUUAGUGACUUGCGCCGUCUUGAUCUCAGACAAAAUUCCUUAAAUUCUACCAUUCCUUCUGAGCUUGGCCUUUGUACCAACCUAACCUUCCUGGCUUUAGCAGUGAAUUCUCUGGUUGGUUCCUUGCCAAUGUCGUUGUCCAACCUGACAAAAAUUAAAGAAUUGGGCUUAUCAGAUAAUCUCUUCACAGGUCAAAUCCCUGAUUCGUUGAUCUCUAAAUGGACAGAAUUAUCUUCUUUGCAGCUACAAAACAAUAAAUUUAGGGGAGAAAUCCCUGCAUCGAUUGGCCUGUUGAUGAAAAUUGACAUUCUUUUUCUAUACAACAAUACAUUCUCUGGCCCCAUUCCUCCCGAGAUUGGGAACUUGCAAGCAAUGAGCCAUUUAGACGUCUCUUCAAACAAAUUUUCUGGUCCAAUUCCUUCAACCAUAUGGAGACUUGAAAACAUUACAAUCAUAACUCUUGCCUCGAAUAACCUCUCAGGAACCAUUCCCAUGGAAAUUGGAAACCUCACUUCAUUGAUAAGUUUUGAUGUCAACAGUAAUUUUCUCCAUGGUGUGUUGCCCAACACUAUUUCCCAGUUAACCAAGUUACAAAAUCUUUCUGUAUUCACCAACAAUUUUUCAGGCGACAUUCCCAGAGAUUUUGGGAAGUACAGCCUUGAUUUGAGAUAUGUCUAUCUUUCAAAUAAUAGCUUCUCCGGGGAACUACCGCCUGAUCUGUGCAGCGGUUUUGCACUAAUGGACUUAAGGGUGAAUAACAAUAGUUUUUCAGGACCAUUGCCCAAGUGCUUGAGGAAUAGUUCAGCAUUAACAAUGGUGAAGCUUGAGAGAAACCAAUUCACAGGAAACAUCACAGAAGCAUUUGGGAUUUACCUAAAUCUUACAUCCAUCACACUCAGUGGCAACCAGUUUGUUGGUGAACUCUCCCCAAAAUGGAGCGAAUGCAAGAGCUUAAUCAAGAUAGACAUGGAUAACAACAAGCUCUCUGGGAAAAUUCCAUCUGAAUUGAGUUUGUUAAGCCAAUUACAAUAUCUAAGCCUACACUCCAAUCAAUUUACUAGUAGCAUUCCACCAGAAAUGGGAAAUCUAAGGCAACUUUACUUGUUUAACUUGAGCGGCAAUCAUUUGACAGGAGAAAUCCCCCAGACUCUUGGCAGAUUGGACCGCCUUAAUUGUCUUGACUUAUCAAAGAACAAGUUUACUGGAAGCAUACCGAAAGAGCUCAGUAACUGUGGCAGUUUAAUUGGCUUGAAUUUGAGCCAUAACAAUUUAACUAGGGAGAUACCAUUUGAACUUGGCAACCUGUUAUCGCUCCAAUACCUUCUGGACCUCAGCAGCAACUUUCUUUCAGGGCCAAUUCCUCAGAACCUAGAAAAGCUCAGUCAUUUGCAGAUCCUUAAUGUCUCACGCAACCAUCUUUCAGGGACAAUCCCACCAUCGUUUUCAAGUAUGCUCAGUCUUCAAUCCAUCGAUUUUUCUUACAACAACCUGAUGGGUCCUAUACCCAGGGAAGGUAUUUUCCAAAGAGCACCUACUGAAGCUUAUGUUGGAAAUUCUCGUUUGUGCGGCAAGGCAAAAGGAUUAAUUGCUUGUUCCACAGAAUCUUCCCUAGGCAACUCUGGAGGGGUCAACAAAAAGGUACUUCUUGGUGUCAUUAUACCAGUUUGUGCGCUACUAAUUUUCGGGGUGAUUGUUGUUAGAAUCCGAGUGUUCCACCAACGGGCCAAACUUCCAGACGAAGAGUCCAGCGAUGCUCAGAAGACUAAAAAAACUGUAAGCAUGAUUUGGGGAAGAAAGGGAAAAUUCACAUUUGCUGAAAUUGUUAAAGCAACCGAUGACUUCGACGACAAAUACUGCAUUGGAAAAGGAGGUUUCGGAAGUCUUUAUAGAGCAGAAUUACCUACAGGUAUAGUUGUCGCUGUCAAAAGACUCAAUAUCUCAAACUCUAGUGACAUUCUAGCUGAGAAUCUUCGUAGUGUCGAGAAUGAGAUAAAAGCUCUUACCGAAGCAAAACACCGCAAUAUCAUAAAGCUUUAUGGGUUUUGUCACACUGAAGAACACGCACACUUGGUUUACGAGUAUGCGGAAAGAGGCAGCCUAGGAAAAGUGUUGUACGGCGAGGAAAUGAAGACGGUAUUAAGCUGGCCUCAGAGAGUGAAGAUUGUGCAAGGGAUAACGCAAGCUAUAGCGUACCUACAUAACGAUUGCAUCCCACAAGUUGUACAUCGAGAUGUGACGUUGAAUAACAUAUUGCUGGACUCAGAAUAUGAACCCCGCCUCGCAGAUUUUGGCAUAGCGAAGCUUCUUACGCCAAAUUCAACAACAUGGUCCUCAAUUGCUGGCUCCUAUGGCUACAUGGCUCCAGAGCUAGCACAAACAACGCAGGUGACAGAGAAGUGUGACGUUUAUAGUUUUGGAGUGGUGGUAUUAGAGAUAUUACUGGGAAAGCACCCCGGCGAUUUCUUGGCCACAUUGCCAUCAAUGGAGAAUCCACAAGUGUUGGUGAAGGAUGUAAUAGACCAAAGAUUCCCACCUCCUCCAGCUCGAUUGGGCGAAGCGAUAGCCUUUAUAAUGACCAUAGCCUUGGCAUGCACGCGAACGCACCCUGAGUCUAGACCCACCAUGCAUUUUGUGGCCCAACAAUUCUCGGCUAUUGAGCAGACUUCUCUUGUGGAACCCUUGAGCACAAUAUCCCUAAAUAAGCUAACAAGGUUUCAUAUGUAG
Molecule: messenger RNA, 3510 nt
Organism: Neltuma alba
Lineage: Eukaryota; Viridiplantae; Streptophyta; Magnoliopsida; Fabales; Fabaceae
Product: MDIS1-interacting receptor like kinase 2-like
Exons: 2
Coding region: 1-3510 (1169 amino acids)
Biological process (GO): protein phosphorylation
Molecular function (GO): protein kinase activity; ATP binding; protein binding
Source: RefSeq, a predicted model, not a curated record